AUGGAACAGCGGAAGAUCCCGGCAUCCUGUCCGCUGGCGAUGGAGGCAGCAAGUAAAGUGACUCCGCAGAAGCUGGCAGAGCUGCUCACGUUGAAGGGACCCAUGGCGAUCAGGUACAUCAACAAAGAACUGUGCGGGGAGAUUCUCGGGUUUCAAAGUUUGUCGACGUCGAAACAGAGAAGACUCAUCAUACAUGCGCUGGAGACCGGGUUGUGUGCUGAGGGGCUCGUGUUUGAGAAGAUCGGAUGGGGUCAGUGGACAGUUCGGAAAGUAUGUGUAACAUCGGAGGAAGGGUUUGACCCACCACAAGAACAAGUCACGACGGAUACUGUAGUUGAGUGUGCGGACAAUGAGGGGAGGAGGAAGAGGUGUUCUAUCACGGUGGCUUUGCAUGAACCUAUAUGGAGGAGACGCAAGAUUUUGAUGAACAAAUCGUGUAACACGGCGGCCACUCAGAAGCCUAACAAGAUUCAAAAGGACGAUAUAUCCACACAGAAACACAGUACGCAGUUUGGUGUUAUCGGGAGCAAAAUUGCAAAGGACGUAGAAAACAGCAUAAGGGAGGUCUCUUCAAGAAGAUCAUCAUUUGGAGCCCAGAGCUCUGAGCUGAGGUCAACGCUGCUCAAUGGAACCCAGCAGAGUGACUGUUCAUCUUGUUCUAAAGAAACGCGGGGAAGUACAGGCAGAAGAGUAUCAUACCAGGGUGAAGAUAUACUUCUCCAAAGUCCUACUGGAAGUUCUGAUGUAUUUUCCUCUCAAGGAAGGAGCCCCGCAAUAACACCGGACGAAUCGUCAUCCCCGAGAUACAAUCCUUGUGUUGCUCUGACUUCAGAACACGUCUCAAAACUGACGUUGGAUUCGGACGACAACAACAGUGUCGCAUAUUUAUUGGCAAAUUUGAAGUCAUUGGCACAUUGA
This is a messenger RNA of Huiozyma naganishii CBS 8797, 918 nucleotides long. RefSeq names its product Stb3p (gene STB3). Gene Ontology annotation, cellular component: nucleus. NCBI's taxonomy places the organism in Eukaryota, Fungi, Ascomycota, Saccharomycetes, Saccharomycetales, Saccharomycetaceae. The coding region runs from base 1 to 918 and encodes 305 amino acids. Gene Ontology annotation, biological process: positive regulation of transcription from RNA polymerase II promoter by glucose. The transcript has a single exon. The record is from RefSeq and is a predicted model, not a curated record. Gene Ontology annotation, molecular function: sequence-specific DNA binding.